UAUGUCAGCAUAUUUUUCAAAUGGGAAAUGUGACAAAGCACUUCAUGUCUUUGAUCAAUUGAGAAAAAGAGGAACUAAACUGAAUCACGAUUCCUGGAAUUCUGUUAUUGGUGGGUGCAUGCAAAGUGGAAGAACAGAUAAGGCGCUUCAAAUACUUCGUGAAAUGCAGCAGUCGGGUGCAAAACCAAAUAAAAUCACAAUCACCAGUGUGUUACCUACUUGUAUAGAUCUAGGAAGCCUAAGAAGAGGUGCAGAGAUUCAUGGUUUUAUCAUUCGCUGUUUAUUUUUGGAAGAUGAGACAGUCUCCACUGCUUUGUUACUCAUGUAUGCUAAAUGUGGUGACCUGGAACUAUCCAAAAGAGUCUUCUAUAUGAUGCCAAAAAAAGAUACUAUUGCUUGGAAUACAAUGAUUGUUGGAAAUUCAAUGCAUGGGAAAGGAGAGGAUGCUUUGAUACUUUUUCAUGAAAUGGUAAGUUUGGGGGUGAAACCCAACUCUGUUACUUUUACUGGCGUGCUAUCGGGUUGCAGCCAUUCACAGCUGGUAGACGAGGGUCUUUUGAUCUUUUACUCAAUGAGCAAGGAGCAUGGAAUUGAACCUGAUGCAGAACAUUAUUCGUGCAUGGUUGAUGCUCUAAGCCGUGCUGGUCGCCUAGAACAGGCAUAUAAUUUUAUCCAAAACAUGCCCCUGAAACCAACUGCUAGUGCUUGGGGAGCAUUGCUUGGUGCAUCUAGAGUAUAUAAGAACGUGGAGUUGGCACGGGCUGCUGGAAAACAACUGUUGGAGAUUGAGCCAGAAAAUGCCGGGAACUAUGUUUUGUUGUCCAACAUCUAUGAAGCUGCCAAACUACGAGAGGAGGCCUCAGAAAUUAGGAAAUUGAUGAGAGAAAGAGGAAUUAUGAAACUUCCUGGUUGUAGUUGGAUUCAAGUGAAAGACAAAGUGCAUACCUUUGUUGUCGGCGACAAGAAUAAUGCGCAGGCUGCAGAGAUUUACAGCUUUUUGGCUGAAAUAGGUGAACAGAUGAAGUUAGCCGGGUAUUUACCCUGUACAGACCUUGUUGGCCAAGAUCUUGAUGCAGAGGAGAAGGAAUACAGUUUGUGCAAUCAUAGCGAGAGGCUUGCUGUUGCCUUUGGGAUUCUUAAUUUGGAUGGUGCAUCGUCAAUUAGGGUGUUCAAAAACUUGAGAAUAUGUGGAGAUUGCCAUAAUUCCAUGAAGUAUUUAGCCAAAAUUGUUGGGGUGCAGAUCAUUGUGAGAGAUCCUCUAAGGUUUCACCAUUUUAAGGAUGGGUUAUGCUCCUGUAGAGAUUUUUGGUGAAAUAACAAAUGCCAUCAAGUAUUAAACUUGAUAAGCUGCAAGCAUAAUAAAUCCUUAAGGGAUAUUUCGGGGAUCUAAGCUGAUAAUACUAUAUGAAGAAGAUUCCUUUUGUUCUUCUCCAAGGAAAAUAGAAGUCUAAAGAUGUCAUCAACUGUGACCAUGCUUGCAGUUGCAACUAAUGAUUUAGAAAUUUUGCUAGCACUAGCUUCGUGACAUACACUGAGCACAAAGGUUCUACGGCCUAGCCCUGUAUGCAAAAAUGUAACAAUUCAAUUCUAACCGCCUUUAGGCACCUCAUUGUAUGUCUGAAGGUCGUCUCUUCAGAGUGGCAAAGUUCUAAGCAAGAGAAGAAAAGGUGAUACUGCCAGGUUUGGUACCUGGGACUAUAAUACGAAUUGUUUAUGUUUGCCGGUCAAUAUUGAAAACAAUAAGAUGAUUGUUAUUCAUAGGAACUUAAACCAAGGAAGAGUAAGAAUUUAUAUUGGUUCCGUUGUUUAUUUCUCUUGGUAUUGAUUUCUAUCCAUCUGUCUGUCUGUUUCUACUUUAGUUGCAAAUUUCAUCUGCUUUACCAUUGCAUGAUCAAUGAUGGGCACUAAGUUGUUUGUUACUUAUUAGCUAUGUACUCCUUGUCAUGGUUUAAGAUCUCUUAAUGACAUAAAAAUUACUUAAUUGAGCACACCUUUAUUGAAAACAUCCCCAUAUUUUGAUGAUUGUGAAGUAAACGGAACAGCGAUUGAGCUCACCUUUGCUGUACACAUACCCAUAUUUUGAUGAUUGUAGCGUCUGGGGGACAUAGACUGUCAUUAAUUUGCACUUUGCUAUGAUGAUCAGUACUUUGUACUCUAUUCUGAGUAAAUACAAGCAUUACCAAUGUUUGUAACUAGCUAUCAGCAUGAAAUAUUACUCAAGCUUUAUAAUAUACAGCAAGAUAGUUUUUUCAAUGCUUGUUCAAAUUGAGUCAGAGAAAGUUUAACCUUGUAACUUACAAACAAAUUCAGACCAAGAAAUGA
Nicotiana tabacum (common tobacco) is the source of this 2322-nucleotide messenger RNA. NCBI's taxonomy places the organism in Eukaryota, Viridiplantae, Streptophyta, Magnoliopsida, Solanales, Solanaceae. The record is from RefSeq and is a predicted model, not a curated record.